Messenger RNA from Yamadazyma tenuis ATCC 10573, 738 nucleotides. It is a transcript of the gene TFS1, whose product is annotated as Tfs1p. The record is from RefSeq and is a predicted model, not a curated record. Gene Ontology annotation, molecular function: phospholipid binding; peptidase inhibitor activity. Gene Ontology annotation, biological process: regulation of proteolysis; regulation of Ras protein signal transduction. NCBI's taxonomy places the organism in Eukaryota, Fungi, Ascomycota, Pichiomycetes, Serinales, Debaryomycetaceae.
AUGUUGAAAAAUCCAAGCUUUUAUCUCAAUUCAUUCAAAUCAUAUUCGAGACAAGCUUCCAGACCUCAAUUUCUUAAACCCUCCCACUUUAUCAAUUUCCAUUCCAAAAUGAAUUUAAUGACAAUAUCCCAAUCCUUGGACGAAGCUUAUACCAAGCACGGCAUUGUACCCGAAGUGGUGGACCCAUUCAAGACUCAAGGCUUAUUGACCAUUGAAUAUAGCGACAAGAACAAGGUGACACUCGGCAACACCUUAAAGGUCGACAGUACUCAACAUGUGCCCACCAUUCAAUUCACCGUCAAUUCUCCGGCCCCAGAAGAAGAAUUUGAGGUUUCGGCCAACGACAAAUUCGCCUUGGUGUUAACCGACCCAGACGCUCCUUCGUACUCAGACAAGAAAUGGUCAGAAUACUGUCACUGGAUUGUAACAGAUUUAGCUUUAAACAUCAAUAAGGAUACCGACGCCGAAUCAUUAAGCACGAUGUUGGAUUUUUCCAAAGGUAAUGCUCUCGUCCCAUACGUGGGGCCUGGUCCACCUGAAAAAACCAAGAAACACCGGUACGUCUUCUUGUUGUACAAACAAGAUCCCAGUGCCAAAUUGACGGCACCGGCCGAUAGACCCAACUGGGGCACUAAUGUUCCUGGUUCGGGCGUGAGAGACUGGAUUAAGAAACACGGUGGUCUGGCCCAGUUGUUGGCAGUCAACUUUUUUUAUGCCCAGAAUGAAGUCCAGGAAUAA